AUGAAGUUUGCCGCCGUCCUCGCCUUUGCCGCCACCACCGCGCUCGCGGCGCCCAAGCCCGGCGGCGAUGGCCCGCCUCCGACCGACGGGCAGUGCGUCGGCGUGGAAAAGGGCCCGGAGCCGGGCAGCUGGGUGUUCAAGGACUGCGCGCUGUUCCAGAUCCCGCCGGGGUCGCCGUGCACUACGAUUCCCGAGGACCUGAGCAAGCCGUAUCCCGACUGCUGCCCCCAGCCUAGCUGCCCCGAGUAA
Akanthomyces muscarius is the source of this 249-nucleotide messenger RNA. RefSeq lists its product as uncharacterized. The record is from RefSeq and is a predicted model, not a curated record. Bases 1 to 249 code for a protein of 82 amino acids. The transcript is spliced from 2 exons. NCBI's taxonomy places the organism in Eukaryota, Fungi, Ascomycota, Sordariomycetes, Hypocreales, Cordycipitaceae.